This is a messenger RNA of Vitis riparia (riverbank grape), 891 nucleotides long. Its product is annotated as MADS-box protein J2-like. Gene Ontology annotation, molecular function: DNA-binding transcription factor activity, RNA polymerase II-specific; protein dimerization activity; RNA polymerase II cis-regulatory region sequence-specific DNA binding. The transcript has a single exon. The record is from RefSeq and is a predicted model, not a curated record. Lineage: Eukaryota; Viridiplantae; Streptophyta; Magnoliopsida; Vitales; Vitaceae. The coding region runs from base 1 to 891 and encodes 296 amino acids. Gene Ontology annotation, biological process: regulation of transcription by RNA polymerase II.
AUGGGGAGAAGGAAAAUCGAGAUUAAAAAGAUUGAAUCCAAGGACCGUUUGAUGGUGACUUUCAGCAAACGGCGAGCUGGAUUGUUCAAGAAAGCCCAGCAACUUUCACAACUGUCCGGGGCAACUGUUGCUGUCCUUGUCUUCUCACCCGCUGGGAAGCCUUUCACCUUCUCUUCUGGUGGAAACUUUGAUGAGACGAUUGCUUCUUUUCAGGGAGGUCAAGUCCCAGAAUCCACAUCCCAACCUCUGUGGUGGGAAACAGAUUUGAGCUCCCAACCCACCGGGAACCCUUUCACCUCCUCUUCUGGUGGAAACUUUGAUGAGACGUCUGAUUCUUUUCUCGGAGAUCAAGUCCCAGAAUUCACAUCCCAACCUCUGUGGUGGGAAACAGAUUUGAGCUCCCAACCCACCGGGAACCCUUUCACCUCCUCUUCUGGUGGAAACUUUGAUGAGACGAUUGCUUCUUUUCAGGGAGGUCAAGUCCCAGAAUCCACAUCCCAACCUCUGUGGUGGGAAACAGAUUUGAGCUCCCAACCCACCGGGAACCCUUUCACCACCUCUUCUGGUGGAAACUUUGAUGAGACGAUUGCUUCUUUUCAGGGAGGUCAAGUCCCAGAAUCCACAUCGCAACCUCUAUGGUGGGAAACAGAUUUGAGCUCCCAACCCACCGGGAACCCUUUCACCUCCUCUUCUGGUGGAAACUUUGAUGAGACGAUUGCUUCUUUUCAGGGAGGUCAAGUCCCAGAAUCAAAAUCCCAACCUCUGUGGUGGGAAGCAGAUUUGAGCCGCAUUGCUGAUCUGGAUCAACUCCAAGCAUACAAGGAGUCAUUGCUGAAGCUUAGAGAAAAUGUUUUGGAAAGAAUCCAGCAACUACAACACCCGGAAAUGUAA